Molecule: messenger RNA, 1890 nt
Organism: Dictyostelium purpureum
Lineage: Eukaryota; Evosea; Eumycetozoa; Dictyosteliales; Dictyosteliaceae
Exons: 3
Coding region: 1-1890 (629 amino acids)
Molecular function (GO): calcium ion binding; phosphotyrosine residue binding
Source: RefSeq, a predicted model, not a curated record
AUGUUUACAUCUAGUACAACUACCACCACACCAUCCCCUUCCAAUAUACCCAUUUUUUUAAAUGUGCAUUCAACAAUGAACAAUAAUUCUUCAAUUUACAAUAAUAAUAUAAAUAAUAGUAAUAAUAGUAAUAAUAGUAAUGGUAAUAAUAAUCAACUUUGUAUAAAAAAUUUAACAAAAAUAAUUGAAGAUAUCUCUUUAAUUUUAACAUCAUAUAAAAGUUCAUUAUUAAAUACUCAAGAGUUUUCAGAAUUAAAUAAUACAAUUUUAUUUUCCAAAGCAUCAAUAGCACAAUAUAAAGACUUUGAAAUAAACCACGGAAUAGAUUAUUGUAAUAAUAACGAUAAUAAUAGUGACAAUAAAAAUAUAAAAACAAUCAAAUAUGGUGAAGAAUCAUUUGUUUUCAUUUUAAAUCGACUUACAUUAGAGUUUAGCAAUUAUCAAGUACUAUUAAAUAAACUAAAUAUUACCAAUGUUCAAUUAGCCACUUCUACUACAACCACAACUACCACCUCUACAGCAAAUAGUUUACCAAAGUCAAAUAUAUCGGUCGAAAUUAAAAAUUUAUUAAAAGUAGAUUCAAUUUUAAAGCAAUUAAUAGAUCAACUAUUAUCAUUAUUUCCGAUUAGAUUUAUUAAAGCCAACAAUAAUAGCAAAAAAACAACCUAUUUCAAUCCAUAUGAAUUGUUAUCAAAUGAAUCUAAAAUCCUAUGGAACACAUUUGGAGAUAAAUCAGCAUUUGUACCAUGGAAACGAUUUUUUAAAGGAUUUGAACUAUUUUUCAAUCAAGAUAUAAGCAACUAUGAAAAUAGUCUAAGAUACAUGUUUGACUUUACCAACGAAAAUUUUAUUUCACCUUUUAAACUAGUAAACUUUUUAAAAUGGUUUGGUAAUUUGCCAGAGUCAUUACAGGUCUUCAAAGAUGUGGUAGAUUCAAAGAUAUUUAGCGGUUUUAUAUCGGGUAUAGAAGCAACAGAGCUUCUGACCCAACAGAGACAUUCUCCAGGUCACUAUUUAAUAAGAUGCAGUAAAACAAUAUCUGGUGCUUUUGCCAUAACUUUUAUAGAUUCAACAAAUUGUAUUCAUCAUUGUCUUUUAUAUCCAACACCUCAAGGUUUAACUUUACAAAAACCUCCUGAUGUUUUCAAAAAUAUCUUAUCUUUUAUUUUACAAUUUUCUUCAAAAUUAAAAUAUCCAAUUGGACCAUUAGACGUAAAUUUACUACCAAAUAAUUAUAAUAGUAAUAAUUUAAUAAAUAAUUUUAAUAAUUUAAAUUUAAAUAAUAAUAAUAAUAAUAAUAAUAAUAAUAAUAAUAAUAAUAAUAAUAAUAAUAAUAAUAAUAAUAAUAAUAAUAAUAAUAAUAAUAAUAAUUCAUUCACUAUUCCAAUAAUAAUACAACCAACAAUUACAAAUGAUAAUAAUAUAAAUGAAUUUUCAUCAUCACCAAAUUCUUUAUUUAUGGUAGAUACAAAUUCAAAUACACCAAAUCCACCACAUAAAGAAAAAAAAAAUAGAUCACCAUCACCAUCAAAAAAUAAAAAUAGAUCAAAUAGCGAUAAUGAUAAAGUUGAUGAACUAGCAACCUUUUUAAAUUCGGAUGAAGAAUAUGAUAGAACCCCUGUGGAAAGCAAUAGUGUAAAAAAGAUUAAAAAUAAAAGAUCAAAUGGUAAUGGAGGACUAUCGUCAUCAUCAUCGACAACAACAACAACUGAACCAAAUUUUGUAAGCAAUGGUAAAGAUUUAUGUAUCGUUUGUAUGGAUAACGAAAUUAAUACAGUGUUUUUAGAAUGUGGCCAUCUUAGUUGUUGCUCCAAGUGCUCAGUCAAAUUGGUAAAAUGUCCACUAUGUAGAAAUAAAAUAUCAAGAAUAGUAAAUAUUUUUAAACCCUAA